Molecule: messenger RNA, 1051 nt
Organism: Eucalyptus grandis
Lineage: Eukaryota; Viridiplantae; Streptophyta; Magnoliopsida; Myrtales; Myrtaceae
Product: disease resistance protein RPV1
Exons: 4
Coding region: 20-1051 (343 amino acids)
Biological process (GO): defense response; signal transduction
Source: RefSeq, a predicted model, not a curated record
UCGACUCAAAGCAUCAGAAAUGAUCUUGGUUUUCGUUUCUAUUUCUUUAUUAGUACAAAUUAAUAUCCACAUGAGAGAUAAAGCUGCAACGCGACCAGACACUAAGCAUUCUGAGGAAGCACAUCAACCUUCAUCUCCUCUAAAGGCCGCUUCUUCGAAUCUAAAAGUGAAUUACCACGUCUUCCUGAGUUUUCGAGGUAUGGACAUUCAAAACAACUUUCUUGGUCAUCUCUAUGCGGCUCUUGAUCAGAAAGGAAUCUACACUUACAUUGAUAGCGAGGAGCUUCAAAAAGGCGAACAAAUAACACCGGCACUCAUUAAGGCAAUCGAGAACUCAUGCAUUGCAAUCAUCGUUUUCUCUAAGGACUAUGCUUUCUCACCGUGGUGUUUGGAAGAGGUGGAGAAAAUCAUGGAAUGCAAGGAGCAAAGAGGACUCAUGGUGUUUCCAUUGUUUUACAAAGUGGAACCUAAAGAAGUGAGAACACCAAGAGGGAGCUACCAAAAAGCUAUGGUUGAGCAUGAGAGCAAGUUUGGGAGAGAUUCAGAGAAAGUGAAGAGAUGGAAGAAGGCUCUUUAUAACGCUGGUAGCUUGUCCGGGUGGGAUUUGAACGAUAAUGAUGAAGCGGAUUCUAUAAAGAGCAUUGUGCGGGAGAUCUCUAUGCAGCUAAACCAAACGCCCUUAUAUGUUGCCAAGCAUCCGGUUGGAUUAUGUUCACGGGUUGUAGAGUUGGAAUCAAUGUUAAAUCUUGAGUCUCAUGAUGUUCUCAUGAUAGGGUUAUGGGGACAGGAGGAAACUUCCAAAGAUUCCAAGGAUUUAGCUCAUUUGCAAGAAAAAUUGUUGUCCGAGAUAUUGCCAGGAAAAGGAUUAACAGUGUUUAGUGUUGAUGGAGAGGAUUUGGAAGCUCUUGAACUUUUCAAUAAACAUGCUUUUCUUACAAGUAAGGAAAAAGUGAUAAGGAGGGAUCUUGUGGAUAGUGCUUUGCAUUAUGCUAAUGGACUUCCUUUAGCACUUAAGGUAUUGGGCUAUUUCCUAUGUGGUAGAAGAGAAUAG